This is a messenger RNA of Aureobasidium subglaciale EXF-2481, 1260 nucleotides long. RefSeq names its product glycoside hydrolase family 43 protein. The transcript has a single exon. The record is from RefSeq and is a predicted model, not a curated record. Gene Ontology annotation, biological process: carbohydrate metabolic process. Gene Ontology annotation, molecular function: hydrolase activity, hydrolyzing O-glycosyl compounds. The coding region runs from base 179 to 1147 and encodes 322 amino acids. NCBI's taxonomy places the organism in Eukaryota, Fungi, Ascomycota, Dothideomycetes, Dothideales, Saccotheciaceae.
GGCGGAACCAAAGAGCUUAAGAGCCGCUCUCAAGACACAGCCUGUAGAGACGAAACAGCUAGGCUAAAGACCAUGUAGAUUGCUUUCUAGCCUUGCCGCUUUAUAAACACUCGUGAUGCGCCGGGAGUAGGUCUUCUUGCACAUUAUUCUUGAUCCUGAUCUCUAGCACAUUUUCACCAUGUCGGACAAGCAACCACUCAUCACUCACCUCUACACAGCCGACCCUUCGGCUCACGCCUUCAAUGGCAAGAUCUACAUCUAUCCGUCACACGAUCGCGAGACGGACAUCCAGGACAACGACAAUGGCGAUCAAUACGACAUGAACGACUAUCACGUCUUCUCGCUAGACUCCAUCAGCGGCCCCGUCACAGAUCACGGCGUUGUACUCAAGCAAGAGGAUGUUCCAUGGGUCUCCAAGCAGCUGUGGGCACCUGACGCCGCGACCAAGGAUGGCAAGUACUACCUCUACUUCCCUGCACGCGACAAGGAGGGUAUCUUCCGUUGUGGUGUCGCCGUCUCAGACAAGCCUGAGGGCCCCUUCGCCCCUCAGCCAGACUACAUCAAGGGUAGCUACAGCAUCGACCCUGCUUGCUUCGUUGAUACCGAUGGCUCAGCCUACCUCUACUUCGGCGGUCUCUGGGGCGGUCAAUUACAGUGCUGGCAAAAGGAGGGACACUUUGACAAUGCUUGGAGCGGCCCACAAGAGCUGACUGGCGAAGGCGUCGCUGCUCAAGGCCCUCGGGUAGCAAAGAUGACGGGUGAUAUGCUUGAGUUCGACGAGACUCCUCGCGAGAUCUCGAUAGUCGACGAAGCCGGCAAGCCUAUCCAGGCCGACGACCACAAGAGGAGAUUCUUCGAAGCCGCAUGGAUGCACAAGUACCAGGACAAGUACUACUUCUCAUAUUCGACUGGCGACUCACAUCUCCUGGCAUAUGCCGUGGGCGACAGCCCUUAUGGUCCUUUCACCCAGCGUGGCACCAUCUUGGAGCCAGUCGUUGGCUGGACCACACAUCACUCCAUCGUCGAGUUUGAGAGCAGAUGGUACCUGUUCUACCAUGACUCAUCACUGUCAGGAGGCAAGAACCACUUGCGCUGUGUCAAGGCAAGAGAGAUUUUCUACAACGAAAAUGGUGACAUUCACAUUUAAUUGUUGGCUAAUACUACGAUACCAUUAUUUUAUCCCAUCAUGUCCUGUCCUCCAGCGUGCCUUUCACCGAACAUGUCAUGCGAAUCGCUAUCAGCCGUGGGAACACGGAUCAA